AUGGUCUUGACCCGCGCAGCCGCCCAGCGCGGUGCCAACGCCGACACGAUCGUCGAUGAGCAGACUUCCGAAAGCGAGAAGCCCUUCCGAUUCCUCGACCUCCCCACUGAAAUCCGACAGAUGGUCUACGAAUUGCACUUUGUGGGCGUUCGACACCUCGCCGUCGACGUUCCAGGCCAUCUCGUCCAGUCCACAAUGCCCAACAUUUUCGCCGCAAAGCAACACAAGAUCCCUCCGCUCCUCCUGGCCUGUCGCACAAUCCGCGCCGAAGCAAUGCCAGUCUUCUCCAGCAAGCUCACCGUCCACAUCCACCGCGGUCUCGGCAGAAAUACUCGACACAGACAGGCCCGAGCAUCGACCGCUCUCGCCCACUACCUCUGCUCCUCGACAGCUCUCGUCAUUCACGGCUUCGAUCGUGUCCCCUACCCGGGCAAGCUCGAGCUCCCAAGCAUGCCGGCGCUAAAAGUGUUGCGCUUCUUCGUGUACAACAAUGGAAUCGGCCAGGCGAGCGUGUUUCGUGACCAUGCUGUGCAUGUUCAAUGGUUUAGGGAGACGGGAAUGCUUGCUCUGAGACAGGGUGGGUCUGUUGAGCCGGGUGUGAGGGUUUUCGCGGAGCUGAAUGGGAAGUGUGCUUACCUUGGGCGGAUCGGAAGCGUGUAG
Messenger RNA from Cyphellophora attinorum, 660 nucleotides. RefSeq lists its product as uncharacterized. The transcript is spliced from 2 exons. The coding region runs from base 1 to 660 and encodes 219 amino acids. Lineage: Eukaryota; Fungi; Ascomycota; Eurotiomycetes; Chaetothyriales; Cyphellophoraceae. The record is from RefSeq and is a predicted model, not a curated record.